UGAGAAGCUUGCUUUGGGCUGAAAACUACGAAGCCUUUUCCACCGUUGGAUUUCCGCACAUCUGGCCAUCUUGGAUGCACUAUUCGUUAAAACUUCACUUCUUUCAUUAAUGGCAUUUUUGUUAUUUUAACUAACUUUAAACCUCUUAUCCUAUUUUACCUUAUAUCCUUACAUGCCUAAGUUCUUCGUUCCUCCAUCUCUCUUUAAUAAUAGACUUCUCUGUUUAAUCUUUGAUCUCUGCAUCUGCUUUCAGACUGCACGAUUUUUUUUUCGUUUUUGUGCCUUGCUAUUCUAUGUCGAUCACUACAGAGGCAACUUUAUUUCUGAAUCUUCCAAAAGUGAAAUCUCAUCGGGUCAUGGACAACCAUCGAGGAGCUCUAGCUACAAUGACGAUCGACGAUGUACUCAGUAGUAUUCAUCAGAGGCAAUAAUGGCAUACAGACGGAGUGUAACCUCCAGAGCUAAGUUUUUUAUCACCAGCAACUUAUUACACCUUCUCUUUCGCACAUACAACAUGAUGAUGAUCGAAAAAACUGUCGAACCUGACUCCCAUGAUACUAAAGUAUUCCGUUACAUUCAGUACAUAUAUAUAUUGGCUGGUAACGGUGUUGGUGGUUAGAAACUCUCGUUUCUGGACCAGAGAUAGUGGAUAAGAUGGAGUAUGUGAGAAAUAUUGCAGAUGUGCUGCCUGAUAGUGCUAGUGAGGCCGUGCCUUCUCAAGCUCCAAUGGUGAAUGAGGUGCCAAUGACUGCUGCAGACUCCUUUUUGGCAGUUGCUAUCUUGGAGCACUUGAUUGAUUAUGUCCAUUGCUAUACUGGCUUCAAUUGGUGGGCAUUAAUUGAAGCAACAAGUGUUAUGAUUAGAUUAAUAACUCUUCUAUUGAAUACACACCAGAUUAAAGCCACUACAAGAGUAACACUUUUGAGGCCAAAAUUGGAUGUGAUACUAAAAGACAUGCAGGACAGGGUAAUGAUCACUUGGGGCUCUUUUAUGAUCUAGAUUUGAAACUUUGUCUGCUAUUAUGUUACACGAUUUCAUUUGAACAACCCCUAGUGCAUCCUAUUUAUGGUAAAUUUGAGUGCACUAUAUCCCACUGCAUUGUACUUAAAAAAGGGCUAAAAAUGAAAUUUAGUGUAUAUGGAAAAUCUUGAAAAACUAAAGUCAUAGUGAAGUUCUCCUCUUUGAUUCUGCAUAUCUGCCAUUUUAAUUUUUUUUAGAGAAAGUUAGUUAUUAGUUCCCUGCAUAUUAAAGUUUAGACAACUAUUAACUUCAUGGUAGCAUAGAUUAGAUAGCUUCAUAUCUGUAAUUAUAAUUUUAUAGUUGAGAUGUCAUAGGUUAAUUUCCUUCCUCUUUGAUAGUAUGAAUUAAUAAAAUUUCUGCAAAGAUAUUCCAAAGUUGGUUACUGCUUUGUUGUGAUUUAAUUAGUCUUGAGAAAAUAUAUAAUACAAAUACAUGCUUAUAAACUAAUUCAGAUUUAUCUAGAUUAUUUGGUUUAUAAUUGACUCUAAAUUAUUGCUUUGGAUGCUUUAAUUUUAAUUUAUCUUUCACGCAAUGUUCAUAUCAAGGCUAUUAGUUCAACUGGUAGAGCAAUAUGCAUAUUUGCAUGAAGGUGCGGGUUCAAAUCCCGCAUAGCCUGCUCAUAUAUCAUUUUUUAGUUUUUGAAACAACCUCUGAAGUUUUUGCCGUCUUUGAAAUCCGGCUGGGUGAAACCACCAUUUUUAGGAUCCUCAAGACUUCAAAUUAGGAACAUGUUCUCCACGAGAAAUGGCGGUUUUAGCAGAAUCUGAAGCGGAGGAGGAGAAAACAGAGGUGAAAGAAAACUUCACUGUAGUGAGAAGUAACCUAUUUUGUUUCUUGGUAUGCUCAUUGACUAGAUCUCUGCACAGAAGCUCACUCUAUUGUUGGCAGAAAAAGAAAACCAUCCUCUCUUUGCAAAUAUCACAGAGGGGUGAAGUGGAGAAGAGUUACCCCGUGGUGCUUGGGGUCACAUCCCUGAAACAAAGAAGCAUCAUCUGCAACACAAAGAGAAACUUCCUUUUUAUUGCAUACAUCACACUGGAUCAUCAUUUUUUGGUUAACUAUUGAUCAAGAAGAGAGGUGGAGGCUGAGGUCAAAGGGGACAGAAAUGGCAGGAUACCUUUGUUCAACUAAGAUCAAUUGUGUUAAUAUCUUUCAUCUUAAACAUACUAAACUUAAAUAUGACUCAACUCUAAGUAAGACAUAUGCAUAAUCUAUUGCAUUCUACAAUUAAAAUAAAUGGAGCAUCUACAUGAAAUUAAAGUUGGGAAGAAAUUAAAUCAUCGAUCCACUUGUUGAGAUAGCCCAUGUGGGAUUCGAACUCACAUCUUCGUGUGGUUACACGAUGCUCUUCCAAUUGAGCUAAUGGGCUGUAAGAAAAAUAUGUAACUUUCCAUUGCAAAAAGUUAUCACAUUAUGUUUAAAAGUUG
This is a messenger RNA of Cuscuta europaea, 2447 nucleotides long. The record is from the annotation of a GenBank genome assembly. NCBI's taxonomy places the organism in Eukaryota, Viridiplantae, Streptophyta, Magnoliopsida, Solanales, Convolvulaceae.